Messenger RNA from Punctularia strigosozonata HHB-11173 SS5, 1153 nucleotides. Its product is annotated as alpha/beta-hydrolase. The record is from RefSeq and is a predicted model, not a curated record. The transcript is spliced from 2 exons. The coding region runs from base 179 to 1153 and encodes 324 amino acids. Lineage: Eukaryota; Fungi; Basidiomycota; Agaricomycetes; Corticiales; Punctulariaceae.
GCACUACUUCCGGAUAACCCUCUUGGAUAAGCUGAGAUACUAUGCUGCCCAGCUUAGUUGGCCGUUUACCGUGCUUCGUACGAUUCUAUGGAGAAAAGGGCGUGGCAAGCUUAGCCUAGAGGAUGCGAUAUAUUUUGAGAAGUUCCGGACUCUGUUCUUCACUAGGUGGCCGGUGUCGAUGUUCCGCGUCAAAUUCGCUGGGGAUGCGUCAGCAAACCAGGUUAUCAGCACGCCGCGGUUCGCCGCCGUCAAGAAGAACCUGUAUCAACGAGUCACCAAACCCGGCUUCGCAGGCUACUGGAUCUUCCGCCACUCGUUCACAGAGCCCCAACCGCCUUCAUCUUCCGACGUCGUCCUCUGCUACAUUCACGGAGGCGGAUAUGCCUUGUGGCAGCCGGGCACGUAUACGCCUCUGCUGAUGGCGGUUGUGGAGUCCGUCAUCAAGCGGGGGCUCACUGUCAGCCUCUUUGCGCUGGAUUAUUCCUUGACUCCGGAAGCCGGUUUCCCUACCCAACUGGGGCAGUGCGGAGCCAUGUACAAGUAUCUCGGCGAGGAGAUGGGCAUCGACUACCAGAAAGUCGCGUUCAUGGGCGAUUCGGCGGGCGGCCACCUCAUAUUGUCCUUCUUGACGCACCUCCACAAGCCAGUACCCUUCCUAUCACCCAACCCAUCCGAGGGGCUGCCCAAACCGGGCGCUGGGAUCUAUCUCAUUAGCCCAUGGGUCACCUUCGACACUUCGAGUCCGACAUACAAAGACAACGACGGCCUCGACAUCCUGAACACCGACGUGAUAAAUCGGCUCUCGCAAACCUUCCUGAUCGCAUCAAAAGAGGCGGCAAGCGAAGAGGCGAAGCCUUAUCGCGAGUUCGUGAACCCAGUGCCUGCAUGGGCGGAGAUACUCCCGAAGAAGGUGUUCGUAACCUCGGGCAGCCUGGAGGUAUUCGUAGGAGACAUAGAAAGGGUGGUGCAUGCGAUGCGGGACGCGGGCGCGAACGUGACGUACUCUUGCACGGAAAACAAGACACACGAUUGGCAGUUUACGGACAUCAGAAAGGUGGCCGGCGCGUGGUUGACGACGCCGCUUGAGAAGGAGAUCCCGGUGAAGUUGGAAGGUGCAGAGGAGCUUGCGGGCGCGAUCGCUGGUGACCAUUAA